AUGCGACCGCUCCCGGGCAGCGAUGCUGCGCUGCCUCCGCCUACUAAGCCUCGGUCCCGCAAGCCGAGCAUGGAUCGCGCCGCUGCGCCGUCGAACAAUAGCCCCACCACGUUCUUCAUGAGGAGCGAGCAAGAGAUGGAACAGUCUUUGGCUGCUUCCCAGAGCACGCAUCCAGUGGCAAGGCAGCGAGACAGCACAUACGGUGUGCAGAGUCUUGCUGAUACUUUGGAGGCUGCGUUUGGUGCCCAAGGCACUACUGCUAGGAAGAAGGCGGAUAGCCAUAGCCAUGCAGGCAGCCACAGCAAACACACUGCCAGGUCGGGCUCGCAUGGCUCAUCCACGGACUCGGCCAAGUCGCCAAAGAGUCCUUUGGCAUCGCCACUGUGGAAGCUGAAAAGAAAAGUUUCCAGUCGCACGACGUCCACGCCUCUUACACCCCUUGACAUAGAUGCACCGUCUCCACUGCCUACCUCAGCUACACCUAGCACGCCAACAUCGGUAUCAUUGCAUUCGCUGAAGCUAUCCGACGAAGGUUCUGUAGUAGAUGAGGCUGGUAGUCAGGUCAUCACGUCUAGUGGUGAGGAGGAAUAUGAUGAUGUCGAAACGCAGCAGGGUGCCUCGAAUAGCUUCCCGCAGCUCGUGAUGCCGAGCAUACAGAUGCCAACAAGAAGACCAUUCACUGUAAAGGGAAAGAACAUGGGAAAAUUGAAGAUUCUGGUUGCCGGAAGAGCUGCCAUCGGCAAGAGUUCGCUCAUUCGAUCGAUUGUGCAGAGCUGCGAAGACAUUGUACACGUAGACCCCUUGUCACCCUCACAAUCGCUCUCACAGCCACUUUCUCGAAGACCCAAGUCCCGCAGAAGACAGCCAGAACAAGGGACAACAAUGAGUUUGACAGAGAUACAUGCUAGCACCAAACCAUAUCCUCCUUGGUGGACAGACGUCGAGGAAACACGAGUACUGCGCAGGAGAAAGAGCAGUAUCGACACUAUCUUGGAGAGGAACAUCUGCUUUGUAGAUACGCCGGGAUACAUCGAAGGUAGGUCUGAGCAAGACGAUAUGAACCUUGUCGUCGAGUAUGUGGAAUCACUACUCCACCAGACUGCUUCCAUGACAACCUUGGAGGAUGGAAAAAUGGUUGAAGUCGUCAGCGGCAGUGGAGGUAUCCUUGUAGAUGUCGUAAUCUACCUAUUACCACCAAACCAGGAUAUCACCAAAGAUGUUGAGUUCAUGCAGCGUCUAUCUGCUUUCACCAAUGUCUUACCCGUCAUUGCAAAGUCGGAGAUGUUGACUGCCCAAGAAUUGAUAUCACUCAAAGCUUCUGUUCUUGCUCGUCUUCAGGCUACAUCUGUCAAGCCCUUUCUAUUCGGAAAACCUUUGGACGAUGCACUAUUGGCCGUCCAGGGCCUGGAAAUCGUCCACCCCUCAAAGACUCCCACGACAGCGAUCUAUGCUGGCGAGCCAAAAGAGCCAAAUCAGUUCCCGUUUCCUACACCGACACAUCCAUACGCCAUAUCGUCAGCCCAUAAUUCGGACAACGACACAAUGGAUGCCUCCUUGCUCAUGUCUCCAGACUAUGUGCAACCUCUCAUGCCUUCCGAGCUGUCCAAUUUGAUUGAGCAGGUCUUCGAUCCCGAAUCAAUUGCGUGGCUAAGACAUGCUGCAGCAAAGAAAUUUCUUGCAUGGCGGCGUAAGAUGAAACUACCAGGCAACUCGUUCAUCGUUCAUGGUCUACAGCAACCACACAGUCCUACCACAGCAUCUGUGGGAUUAAAUGGCACGAUGAUGAACCCAUCAGCUACAUCCUCCGUCUUCUCCGUUGCCUCACUUUCGGGCGUCCUCGUUCCACGCUCCACCUCACCUGUUUACUCCAGUCUGCAAUCCCCCCUUCUUUCCUCAGUGGCUGGCUCACCCACCGACCCUACCGCCUUCUCCCUAACAAAUUACAUCAACAAAGACACGCAAGCGAGCGAUAUUCGCGUUGCGAGAUGGGCUACCGAUUUGCACAAAAGUUUGAGAAAUGAAAGAGAAAGGUUCGAAGAUCUCCAGCGCAACGAGCGUGCUAAAUGGCUGCUGGAACGCGUGGGCGAAGAAGUCGCCGCCGGUACCAUCAUCACAAGUGAUGGCGCUCCAAGGGCUGAGUGGGCAGUCGUGCGACAUGGCAACGAAAAACAGUGUGGUGGACAGAGAUAUGGAGUCGCGGGGUUGGACUCGAAGGAUCCGCUUGGGCUGUGUGAUUUCGGUGAUGAGGUCAGGAGGAGAGGAGUGGUGCUCGUUCAGGUCUUGGGCGGAGUGAGUCUGCUUGGGGCUGUGGGGUUUGCUGUUGUUAGGGUUUGUGGGGUGGCAACGCCAGAGGGCAGGCUGUGGACUUGGUUGAGUGGAGGGUGGGAGUAA
This is a messenger RNA of Ascochyta rabiei, 2391 nucleotides long. RefSeq lists its product as uncharacterized. Gene Ontology annotation, biological process: cytoskeleton-dependent cytokinesis. Gene Ontology annotation, cellular component: septin ring; microtubule cytoskeleton; septin complex. The record is from RefSeq and is a predicted model, not a curated record. Gene Ontology annotation, molecular function: GTPase activity; GTP binding; molecular adaptor activity. Bases 1 to 2391 code for a protein of 796 amino acids. The transcript has 4 exons. Lineage: Eukaryota; Fungi; Ascomycota; Dothideomycetes; Pleosporales; Didymellaceae.